CUCCCCUCCUCUUUGUCCAAUCUUUCAUUUACACUCCUCAAACAAAAGAGAUUCUUUGUCUUUGUCACUUUCACCUUCACUUUAUACAAACACCAAAACAAUUCUCAAUUCUCCCUUCCUCUCUUUGAUCAAACCAUGGAACCACCACCACCACCACCACACCACCACCAUGACAGCACCACCACAUCAACCACCGACUCAACCACCCAACCACCAUCAAACUGCUGCAAAUGCGGUGCACCCACCUCCUUACCACCACCACCACCAUCAAACUCCAUCCCAUCUUACCUCCCUAUUCGUUACCCCGCCAUCAACCUUCCCCCUGAAACCGCCUCACGUACUCAACAAUCAAUCAUACUCACACCAGUCCCUCAACCUCUACCCAUUCCCCCUCUUUCCCCUCCUUUCCAUUUCAUUCCCCCAAUCAAACGCAUCUCCACCCCUUCCCACGCUUCUCACUUCGUUGAUUCCCUUUCCUCCGGUAAACCUUUCCUUGGUUUCAUCGCUUCUCUUUCUCAUUCCAUCCAUGGUAUCAAAAUCUCUGACUCUUGCUUUCUAUCUCAUACCCUUUCCCAAAUCAUUUCUAUUCUCGACACUUUAAUCUCUUGGGUUGAUGAAAUUCCACCUGCUUCUCAAUCUGCUAGGUAUGGGAAUCCCUCUUUUAGGGUAUGGCAUGAUAGAAUGACUCAAAAUGCAGAUUCUUUUAUACACAACAUAAUCCUUGAUUCACAUGAUGAAUUGAAGGAUUCUGUGGUAGAGUUAACACCCUAUUUUACUGAUAGUUUUGGGAACCCGUCUCGUAUUGAUUAUGGGACGGGACACGAAACGAAUUUCGCUGCUUGGUUGUAUUGUUUAGCUAGAUUGGGGUUGAUUAAAGAGGAGGAUUAUCAAGGAGUUGUUAUUAGGGUUUUUGUUAAGUAUUUAGAUUUGAUGAGGAAAUUGCAGAUUGUUUAUUGUCUUGAACCUGCUGGUUCUCAUGGUGUUUGGGGUCUUGAUGAUUAUCAUUUCUUGCCUUUUGUUUUUGGGUCUGCUCAACUUAUUGAUCAUAAGUAUAUGAAACCUAAGUCUAUACAUAAUGAUGAUAUUCUUGAGAAUUUUUCUCAUGAGUAUAUGUAUUUGUCUUGUAUUGCUUUUAUUAAGAAGGUUAAGAAAGGUCCAUUUGCUGAGCAUUCUCCUAUGUUGGAUGAUAUUAGUGGGGUGCCUAAUUGGAAUAAGGUUAAUAGUGGUAUGCUUAAGAUGUACCGAGCUGAGGUUCUUCUUAAGGUCCCCGUCGUUCAGCAUUUCCUUUUUGGCUCCAUCAUACCAUGGGAGUGAGAUGUCAUACCUGUUUGAUUUAGACCUUCACCAAGAAGACAUACGGCCUGCCAAUGUUAACAUCAGAGUGACUAGCUUGAUUGGAAUGGAGAAUAAUGCUUUGGUAGUGUGUAUUCUCUACGUUUAGCUGUUAUUCCAACAUUUUGUAGUUUGUACAUGCAUAUUGAUGCUCUUGUGAGCUUGUUAUCCUCAGGUAAACUUGUAACUAAUGUUUGGUGACUAAAAAUAAUGACUUUUUGUGUGACAAUUAAUGCCUUAGUGGUUGAAUUUACUAUUUUUCA
Molecule: messenger RNA, 1595 nt
Organism: Beta vulgaris subsp. vulgaris (sugar beet)
Lineage: Eukaryota; Viridiplantae; Streptophyta; Magnoliopsida; Caryophyllales; Amaranthaceae
Exons: 2
Coding region: 136-1314 (392 amino acids)
Biological process (GO): mitotic spindle organization
Cellular component (GO): protein phosphatase type 2A complex; nucleus; cytoplasm
Molecular function (GO): peptidyl-prolyl cis-trans isomerase activity; protein tyrosine phosphatase activator activity
Source: RefSeq, a predicted model, not a curated record